UGGCCGCCGCCACCCUCGGUUCCAUUUCUAUCGUAUCAUUCACAUCGCGGAGGAAAAGGCGAUCAGAACUCGCAGCAGCUUUUUGAUCUUCCUUUCUCUCUCGAUCCGUCGCACGCAUCUCCUCGCCCGGCAGAAGAUCUUCUUCUUGCUUGUUCCUCAGUUGGGCGAAGUUGUUCAUGUUGGAAGUGGAUGUGGAUUCGUGUUAACGUCUGAUGUUGGUAUCAUUGAUUAUUGGAUGUGGAGGAAAAGAGAUGACUUAUACGAGUGAUCCAGCAACGGUUGCUGCACUAUGUCUAGUUCCACAAAAAUUCUUGAUCCUGCAUUUCAGGGAGCUGGUCAAAGGGUUGGGCUGGAAUUAUGGCGUAUUGAGAAUUUUCAGCCUGUACCACUUCUGAAGUCUGAUUAUGGUAAAUUUUAUUCAGGAGAUUCAUACAUAAUCUUACAGACAAUUUCUAAAGGUGGUGCAUAUUCAUAUGACAUUCACUUUUGGAUUGGAAAAGAUUCUAGUCAAGAUGAAGCAGGGACUGCUGCUAUCAAGGCCGUCGAGCUGGAUGCAGUACUUGGAGGUCGUGCUGUUCAGCACAGAGAACCUCAAGGCCAUGAGUCUGACAAGUUCUUGUCAUAUUUCAAACCAUGCAUUAUUCCAUUAGAAGGAGGCUUUGCUUCUGGAUUUAGAAAGCCGGAAGAAGAGAACUUCCAAACACGAUUAUAUAUCUGCAGAGGAAAACGUGUGGUCAGAAUGAAACAGGUACCUUUUGCUCGUUCAUCUUUGAAUCAUGAUGACGUCUUUAUACUGGACAUGGAGAAGAAAAUCUAUCAAUUUAAUGGUGCUAAUUCUAAUAUCCAAGAAAGAGCAAAAGCAUUAGAAGUAGUUCAACAUUUGAAAGAACAGUAUCAUGAUGGGAAAUGUGACGUUGCAAUAAUUGAAGAUGGAAAACUUCAAUCAGAUUCAGACUCUGGUGAAUUUUGGGUGCUAUUUGGUGGUUUUGCACCGAUAGCCAAGAAGCAUUCUACUGAAGAUGACUUUGCCCUGGAAAUUGUUCCUGCAAAACUCUAUAGUAUAAACGAUGGCCAGUUAAAGCUAGAAGAUAACAAUCCUUCCAGAGCAAAUUUGGAGAAUAAUGAAUGCUAUUUACUGGAUUGUGGAGCUGAGAUAUUCAUUUGGGUUGGUCGGGUAACUCAAGUUGAUGAGAGAAAAGCUGCAAGCAAAGCUGCUGAGGAGUUGAUUAUAAAUCAAAAUAGAUCAAAGGCGACACGAAUAACCCAAGUUAUUCAAGGUUAUGAGACACAUUCAUUUAAAUCCCACUUUGAAUCAUGGCCAGCGGGCUCAGGAUCUGGAGCAGAAACCCCUGGUGGAGAGGAGGCCCGAGGAAAAGUAGCUGGUGCUUUGCUAAAGCAGCAAGGUGUUGAUGUUAAGGGAACAUCCAAAGGACCAGUUUUAGGUGAGGAAAUUCCCCCAUUAAUUGAAGGAGCAGAAAAACUCGAGGUCUGGCUUAUUAAUGGUGGUGCAAAAAACCAAAUUCCAAAAGAAGAGAUUGGUAAAUUCUACAGUGGAGAUUGUUAUAUUGUACUCUGUACUUAUCGUGCUGGUGAGAAAAAAGACGAAUACUACCUGUGUUGUUGGAUAGGAAAGGACAGUGUUCAGGAUGAUCGUGCAACAGCAACUCGGUUGUCUAACUCAAUUUGCAGCUCAUUGAAAGGACGACCUGUUCAGGGCUUUGUCUUUCAAGGCAAAGAGCCACCUCAGUUUAUUGCACUUUUUCAGCCUAUGGUUGUCCUAAAGGGUGGAAUCAGCUCUGGCUACAAAAAGCUUUUAACAGAGAAAAACAUCAAUGAUGAAACUUACACUUCAGACAGCAUUGCACUUAUUCAAGUAUCUGGUACAUCAGCCCAUAACAGUAAAUCAAUUCAAGUUGAUGCGGUUGCAACAUCCUUAACAUCCAGUGAAUGUUUCCUUUUACAAUCUGGGAAUUCUCUGUUUGCUUGGCAUGGAAACUCAAGUACUUUGGAACAACAACAGUGGGCUGCAAGGGUUGCUGAGUUCAUAAAGCCAGGUGUUAUACUGAAGCAUACCAAGGAAGGGACAGAGAGCUCUGCUUUCUGGUUUGCUCUUGGUGGAAAGCAUGACUAUACUAGCAAAAUAGUCGUUCAAGAUAUUGUUAAAGAUCCUCACUUGUACACAAUUUCAUCCAAUAAAGGAAAAUUUGAGUUCACUGAAGUUUUCAAUUUUUCACAAGAUGAUUUACUGACUGAGGACAUGUUGAUACUUGAUACACAUGUUGAGAUUUUUGUUUGGGUUGGCCAACACGUGGAUUCCAAGGAGAAACAAAAGGCAUUUAUUGUAGGACAGAAAUACAUUGAGCAUGGAGUGUCAGAUGAGGGUCCAUCUCCAGAUGUUCCAAUGUAUAUAGUCACUGAAGGUAAUGAACCGUGUUUCUUCACAACAUACUUCACUUGGAACAACACAAAGGCGAUGGUUCAAGGAAAUUCUUUCCAGAAGAAGCUCUCGCUACUUUUUGGUACAGCGAUGCAUGCUCCACAGUCUAACAAGCCUGAUAAUGUGAGUCAUAGUGGGCCUACUCAACGAGCAUCAGCGUUAGCAGCCCUUUCUUCUGCAUUCAAUGCAUCUUCAAGCAGUUCAUCACAAGUCAGCAAGGCCAACGUUGUGAAUCACAGUGGUGGACCCACUCAAAGAGCUUCAGCUUUAGCAGCCCUCUCCUCUGCAUUCAAUUCAUCUCCGAAUGAUUCACUCCAGUCUAAUAACAAAGUCUACACCGUGAAUCAGAGUGGACCCACACAAAGAGCAUCUGCUUUAGCAGCAUUAUCCACUGCAUUCAAUCCAUCUUCAAGCACAAAAAAUAGUGCGCCAAAGCACCCAGAACCAAGGAAACGGUCGCAGAGAGCAGCUGCCAUUGCUGCCCUAUCAUCUGUUUUGACAGCUGAAUCUACGAAAGGUGAGAAUGAAAUUUCCACAGCAAGAAGCAGUGGAAGCUCCUCUCCUGGCCCAGAAGCAGCUGGCACUGUCCCCACAAGAACUCAAAGUUUCGAGUCUGGUCUGGAAGAUCUUGUAGAAAUUUCUACAGAAAAGGAAGACAAUGCAGAUGACCAAACAUAUGGGAGCCAUGUGGUGGACUCAGAGGAAAAACGAGACCAGGAUAUAGUAGAAUACGAUGGCGAAAGUACAUACAGUUACGAACGGCUGAAAUCAAACUCAAGCUAUCCUGUUCGUGGAAUCGAUUAUAAACGAAGAGAGGUCUACCUAUCAGAAUCCGAGUUCCAGACCGUGUUCGGUCUGACCCGAGAACUCUUCUAUCAGCAACCCAAGUGGAAGCAGGACGCCCAGAAAAGAAAGAAGGAUCUCUUCUAAGUAUCUGAACUUUUUUAUCCUUGAUAUAUAUAUUAUUUUUCAAUUUGAAGUUUUUUUGCUGUGUGUUUACUAGCCCGAACACAGAUUACUAAGGACUAUUCUUUUAGAGGAAACAAUAAGUGGGAGAGUGUGCCUUGUCGUUGUUGCUCUUUCUCAUUCUCCUUCGCCAGUUGUGCCCAUAUGUACAUAUUUUAGGUCUCUUGUUGCAUAUGGACAGUAGUGCAAAUGGAAGUGGUACCGAUCAAACUUAUACACAUAAAUUUGGUGGAUGUAAUGGUGCUUGUUUACUGUCAAUGGCAAAUUUGUUUACAGAUUGAAUAAUGUUUAUUCUCAUAUGUUGAUGA
Messenger RNA from Zingiber officinale, 3711 nucleotides. Its product is annotated as villin-2-like. Gene Ontology annotation, biological process: cytoskeleton organization; actin filament severing. NCBI's taxonomy places the organism in Eukaryota, Viridiplantae, Streptophyta, Magnoliopsida, Zingiberales, Zingiberaceae. Gene Ontology annotation, molecular function: actin filament binding. The coding region runs from base 290 to 3367 and encodes 1025 amino acids. The transcript is spliced from 25 exons. The record is from RefSeq and is a predicted model, not a curated record.